GCGGCUGUUUUUGACUCGCUGGUGCUCCAUGAAACUGGAAGUUUAAGGGAAUAAAACCGAAACCAGAACUUGUGUAAUGUCUCUGUUUGGUUCCAGUUGAAUUUACCGGCUGUUUUCCUUCAUAUGGGCCACAGUUUUCAGACUGACGAUGAUUCUCAAAGGGCAGAAGAGAAAACUGGAGCCGGAGGUGGUGGACGUCUGCGGCCCCAGCGGCCCCCUGUGGGAGCGCCAGCGGCAGUUCGUCUUCUCCGUGUCCCUGAACAAGUACCAGCGCGGCCAGGAGCUGCCCGAGCCCAGCCUGCGCCGCUCCGUUCUCAUCGCCAACACGCUGCGUCACAUCACCCUGGAGGACGGCGGCGCCGCGGAGGAGACGCCGCCUCCUUGGUUUAGAGUCCAGGCAAAGGAGCAGGAGAGCCUUCACGCCCAACAGACGCCCGGCGCUGGCGAUGCGGCUGGUUCUUUAAGCGUCUCCUCGCUCUCAGACCGCUGCCAGUCAGGCGUCUCUACGGCGGCAGACGACGAGGACUGGGGCUCCAUGGCCACGGACUCAGACUUCUCCUUCUCAGCCGCCAUCUCCUCCAUCCUCACCGCGCUGGACUCCACCAUCGACGGCGGCCCUCAGGCAGCUCCACGGCCGCCUCUCCGGUCCCUGGAGAACCUCUCCGGUCCGGCGUGGGCGAAACACGGGACCAGAGCCGGCGGCGGCGGCGGCGGCGGCUGGGAGCCGCAGGGAGAGGAGCGGCUGCGGCAGAGCGGCGGCGAGGCGGCAAAGCCCAGCUACCUGAACGACGUCACCAUGGAAGAUCUGCUCCAGGACGUAGACACGUCCCUGCUGGAGAGGGACGUCGGCAGAGCAGGACACCCGGCUGAGGAGGAGCUCAUUUGCUACCUGCCUCCGUUUUCUCCCUCCUCCUCUUCCUCUUCUCACCCGUUCUCCCGUUCUCUCAGCUCCAAUCUGAAGUGUCUGCCGUCGUUCUCCUCCUUCAGUCCCUUUUCUCCCCCGUCAGCCGAACCCGCUGCUUUCUCCGGUCAGAGCCAGGCCAGAGAAGGACUGGAGCUGGAGCAUCUGAUGGAGAUCCUGGUGGAGUCCUGACCAGUUUCUAUCUGAAAUAAAAU
Molecule: messenger RNA, 1116 nt
Organism: Fundulus heteroclitus (mummichog)
Lineage: Eukaryota; Metazoa; Chordata; Actinopteri; Cyprinodontiformes; Fundulidae
Gene: sertad3
Product: SERTA domain containing 3
Exons: 2
Coding region: 149-1093 (314 amino acids)
Cellular component (GO): nucleus
Molecular function (GO): transcription regulator activity
Source: RefSeq, a predicted model, not a curated record